AUUGACUAUUACUGUCGACUGGAUUGUCUGUGGAAGAAUAAGUUUAAAAAAGAACAUGAACAGUUUGAAACAAUGGAGAAUGUGAACAGGCUUUUGCUGGAAAAUGUACUUCCAGCACACGUUGCUGCAUAUUUCAUUGGUGAAAAACGAAAUGAGGACUGGUACCAUCAGUCUUACGACUGUGUCUGUGUCAUGUUUGCAUCGGUACCAGAUUUUAAGGUGUUUUAUACUGAAUGUGAUGUCAAUAAAGAAGGCCUGGAAUGCUUGCGGCUGUUAAACGAAAUCAUUGCUGAUUUUGAUGAGCUCUUGCUAAAACCCAAAUUUAGUGGUGUUGAAAAAAUAAAAACCAUUGGAAGCACUUACAUGGCAGCAGCUGGUCUCAGUGUUACGCCAGGCCAAGAGAACAACCAGGAUAAGGAAAGGCAGCACGCUCACAUCGGCAUUAUGGUGGAAUAUGGAAUUGCCUUGAUGAGUAAACUGGAUGGCAUCAACCGACAUUCCUUUAACAAUUUCCGCUUACGUAUUGGGAUAAAUCAUGGCCCUGUGAUUGCUGGUGUGAUUGGUGCCCGGAAACCUCAGUACGAUAUCUGGGGCAACACGGUGAAUGUCGCUAGCCGCAUGGAGAGUACGGGGGAACUUGGCAAAAUCCAGGUUACAGAAGAAACAAGUAGAAUACUGCAGGAGUUGGGAUAUUCGUGUGAAUGCAGGGGACUCAUUAAUGUCAAAGGCAAGGGGGAACUGAGGACUUACUUUGUUUGCACCGAGACUGCCAAAUUCCAAGGUAUGGGACUGAACUGA
Messenger RNA from Apaloderma vittatum (bar-tailed trogon), 798 nucleotides. RefSeq names its product adenylate cyclase 7 (gene ADCY7). The record is from RefSeq and is a predicted model, not a curated record. Gene Ontology annotation, molecular function: adenylate cyclase activity. Gene Ontology annotation, biological process: cAMP biosynthetic process; adenylate cyclase-inhibiting G protein-coupled receptor signaling pathway; adenylate cyclase-activating G protein-coupled receptor signaling pathway. The annotation marks the transcript as partial. The transcript has 6 exons. NCBI's taxonomy places the organism in Eukaryota, Metazoa, Chordata, Aves, Trogoniformes, Trogonidae.